AAGGCCAACAGUGUGGCAAGACUACCAGGCAGGAAAAACCAACUCUCUGGGCAUCUCAUCGGAGACACCCAUGGUAUGGACUACGAAUGACCCAAAUGAUGCAUCAUACCACCCUCUGAAUAUCUAUGGCCCCAACUAUUGGUUGUUAGACGUCCUAGUGCGAUGUGAAACAUUGGCUGAAGAAAAUGGCUAUCUGAUUCUUAAAGGAAAAGUACAGAAGGGGACUGUCAGCCAACUGGAAAGUGGCUUUGAACAUGAGUCACAAUGUUCUGGAUCAUAUGGUGCCACCUAUAGUUUGCCAUUUCCAAUGACUGAUCGACAUUUUGUUGUUUGCGGGAAGAUUAACGUCAUGGAAUUUGGCAGUGGAAUAUGUCAAAUCGAUAAUUUCUGAGUUUCAAAUUCAUAUGCGGUAGAACCUGUAUAUCUGAACACCUGGGUAAUCCGAACACCUCCCAAUCUGAACACUUUUUUUCGGUCCCAUUUUUUCCUCC
Molecule: messenger RNA, 491 nt
Organism: Owenia fusiformis
Lineage: Eukaryota; Metazoa; Annelida; Polychaeta; Sabellida; Oweniidae
Source: the annotation of a GenBank genome assembly